Molecule: messenger RNA, 1416 nt
Organism: Paramecium sonneborni
Lineage: Eukaryota; Ciliophora; Oligohymenophorea; Peniculida; Parameciidae
Source: the annotation of a GenBank genome assembly
AUGUCACAGAAGAAGAACGACUGUGAAUUAAUUUUAAUUGAUCCUUCAGAUGAAAAUGAAAUUACACCUAUGAAAAUAUUAAAAAAAAUUGUUUCAAAUUCAGGUACUGUUAGAUAUCUAGUAGAAUACAGUAAUGGCGAAUAAAAACAAGAAAUUGAAAAAUAUAUGAAGGAAAAUUAUUAAGAAUUAAUUGAAGAUUAUAAUUAUUUCACUGUUUGUGGUAGUAGAUUCGAUUAAUUAACUUUAUAAAAAAUGAGAGAAAAUAAUAACAAGAUUCAAAAUUUCGAAAAUCAUCCUAAAUUACUUUCAAUAUCUUCUGAAGAAAACCAUCCUAUUUAUAAAAGGUAAAAAAAAAUAGAUAAAUAAACAGAAAAAAAUAAUAAAUCAAACACUAAUUAAAUUUUACCAUUGCCAUAAUCGUUGCAGUAAUAAUUUUAAUAAUCAAUACAAAUUUAAUAAUAAUAGCAAUGUUUAUAAUAAUAAAUCUAGUAACAAAAUUAUUUUAAUUAAAAUGAAAAAAGUUUAAUUAAAUAAUAAUUAAUUCUAAAUUAAUCCUUACUUUAACUAAAAUCAGAAAUAACAGAUAAGAUUUAAUCUAUAUCUUUAGAAAAUGGAUUAUUUUUAAUUUAAUGGUAACCUAGAUCUGAUGGAAAUGUGCCAUAUCAAGAAUAUUAUAAUUAUGACUUUUUAAAAGCAACUGCACCUACUAUUUUACUAUCAUUCCUAGAAUAAGAAUUUUUAAAUAAUGACUUUAAAUUUUAAAAUCUAAAAAAACAUUCUUUUGAUGUCAAUCGAGAAAAUAUUGAAUUUGAGAAUAAAUAAUAAAAUAAAGAUGUUUCAAUGGUUGUUUCUUAAGUAAAUAAAAUUUCAGAAAUAAUAGAAGUUUAAAAAAAAAUUUCAAAGGAGAAUAUAGUUCAUAAAAAAGAUAUGUAAUUUGAAGAAGUAAAAGAAUAAAAUAAAGAUAUUCUAAUAGAUGAUUUUUCAGAAGAUAACACUUAAGAAGUUAUUGUUGAUGAAAAAUAAACUGCUGAAAAGGAAAAGAAAUAGUUAUUAUAAAAAAAGGGUAUAAUUCCAACUUCUAAGCCUCAUGUAUCAAAUUAAAAAUAAAGAAAAAAUAUAGUAGAAAAGGGAUAAGAUUUAUUUACAGUCGAUAAAUCACAAACAAAACUUGAUGAAAAAAUAACUUAGAUAGAAAAAUCAAUACCAAAAAAGUAAGUAACAGAAAAUCAAACAAAAUUUAUGAAUUAAUCAUUUUAAACACCAAAUGAUUUGGUCUAAGUUGAAGAUGAAUUUGAAGUUCUUGGUUCUUUAGAGAGACCAGAUGAUAAAUAGAAUUUUAAUUAUGAGAAAGAACUUGAAGAAUGUUAUUCUGAUGUUGAGUUGCCUCAUUUUUAAUUUAACUAAAGUGAAUAUUGA